AUGAGUAUCCUCAGUUGGAAUUGUCGGGGGCUUGGGAACCCCUGGACAGUUAACGCUUUUAAACGAGCAUGGAAUAAAAAAGCUCCCAUCUAUGUCUUCCUCAUGGAGAUAAAACUCAUCACUGAUCAGUUGAAUGCUAAGAAACAAGGUUGGACUUAUAACCAAGGCAUUGCGAUCUCCUUUGAAGGCUCAAGUGGCGGUCUUGCACUCCUUUGGAAACCUGAUGCAAAGGUAUAUGUAAAAAACUUUUCUCGUUGGUUUAUUGAUGCCCAUGUUGUGUGUGAAACUACAGGUCUGACAUGGAAGCUUACUGGCUUCUAUGGACAACUUGACACAAGCAAACGUGAAGAAACUUGGACCCUACUUGAAUCCUUGGGCCAAUCUAACACUCUUCCUUGGCUCUGUGUUGGAGACUACAAUGAAAUUGUUAAAUGCUCAGAGAAACUAGGUGGUGCUUUAAGACCAGCCCGACAGAUGGAUCGCUUUUGUACAGUCAUCCACCAUUGCCGCUUCCUCAAACUAGGCUAUAUCAGGUCUCAUUUGACUUGGUCAAGAAAUCAUCUUAUGGAAGUCUGCACUCAUACUAGGUUAAACUGCACACUAGCUACUGUGGCUUGGUGUUCUUUCUUCCCUGGCACUACUGUUCAUCAUAUCCCAAUGUCCUCUUCGGAUUACUCCCUGCUCUCUGUCUGCUUCCUUCCCUCCACCGCCAGACCACGUCCUCCUGGCUGGCUAUUUCGUUUUGAAGCCAUGUGGCUGUGUGACUCUCGCUAUACUAAGGUCAUCCAAGAAGCAUGGCAAGAUGGCCUUCUCAAACCUAACAAUGCAUAA
Messenger RNA from Quercus lobata, 831 nucleotides. RefSeq lists its product as uncharacterized. The transcript has a single exon. Lineage: Eukaryota; Viridiplantae; Streptophyta; Magnoliopsida; Fagales; Fagaceae. Bases 1 to 831 code for a protein of 276 amino acids. The record is from RefSeq and is a predicted model, not a curated record.